Messenger RNA from Purpureocillium takamizusanense, 1829 nucleotides. RefSeq lists its product as uncharacterized. The record is from RefSeq and is a predicted model, not a curated record. The transcript has 2 exons. Bases 130 to 1416 code for a protein of 428 amino acids. Gene Ontology annotation, biological process: cytoplasmic translational initiation. Lineage: Eukaryota; Fungi; Ascomycota; Sordariomycetes; Hypocreales; Ophiocordycipitaceae. Gene Ontology annotation, molecular function: translation initiation factor activity. Gene Ontology annotation, cellular component: cytoplasm; eukaryotic translation initiation factor 3 complex.
ACCCCCUCCCUCCGUUGCAGACGCCCGCGAGACUGCCUUCCCGCCUCUCCGAGUCGCGAUCCCACAACCAGCAUUGCGAGACCGACCGACCGAUCGACGCACGGGAAAGGAUCGCAUUUGAGGCCCAUCAUGCCCGCCACCAAGAGCAAUGGGCAGCCGCAGCUGCUCUUUGUCGAUGGCUCCUUCGAGGAGCUCGCCAAGGAGAUGGCGGAUUACCUGAAGGCUGAGGAUGCGAAGCAGCUCCUGACCAAGGAGUCUCCGAAGGAGGAAGUUCUCUCCAAGCUGGUCGCCGCCUCGCAGGCGCUCAACACAGUCCCCGAGAAGGAGUACACCGCCGCGACGAACCUGAUGAUCCACCUUGUUCUUCAGUCCGCCGACCCCAAGAAGUACCUGCCGACGCUUUGCAGCAACUUUGCCAAGCCGCUCGCCAACUCGCCCGUGCACGGCGCGGCCCUAUCUCUCAAUGCGUUGACGACCGUCUUCAACCUGCUCGACCAGGAAGACCCGAUCCGGGCGCGCGUGUUCAUGGAGAUUCUCAAAUUUUUGAAAGCUCAUAGCAUGUUCGACAACCUGCGACCAUACCUGGACAAGCUUCCGGAAUGGAUAGACUCAUGGGGCUGCGGCGAGGAAAUUGAGCGGAAACUUUUUGAGGAGGUCGCGGAUGUUGCCCUGGAGGCAGAUGAGGAAGAGACAAGCUACGAGUUUGUCCUCAAGGCCCUUCGAACCUUUGAUGCCGAUGAUAAGGAGGAGAUGGGCUCUGAGGAUGCUCAAAGAUUAUCUCUGCGGGCUCUUAAGACGGCUAUUCUUUCGAACAACCACUACCUCUUCCAAGACCUUCGCGCCAUUCCCAGCGUCCAGGCUCUCAGCGACUCGCACCCCGUUUACUCCCAGCUUCUCGAUAUCUUCGCCGAGCAAGAUCUUGAGGACUACAACGACUUCAACGAAGAGCACGAGGGUUGGGUCGAGCAGCAGAAGCUGGACCACGAGAAGCUGCACCGAAAGAUGCGUCUCCUUACGUUCGCCAGCCUGGCAGCCGCCACUCCCAGCCGCGAGAUCGAAUACGCCAAGAUUGUCAAAGCGCUUCAAAUUCCCGAGGAGGAGAUUGAGAUGUGGGCGAUCGAUGUGAUCCGAGCCGGCCUCGUUGAGGGAAAGCUCUCGCAAAAGCGUAACAUGUUCCUGGUUCACAAGGUCACGUACCGCGUGUUCGGCCAGAAGCAGUAUCAGGAGCUGUCUACCCGCGUUGACCACUGGAGGGCCACUCUCCAGAACGUUCUGGGCGUGCUACGCCAGGAGCAGGCCAACGCCAAGUCACAGAAGGAGCGCGAAAUGCAGGAGCUGGAGCGGAAGAUGAACAACGCGGGCAUGGGCCAAGGCGGGCGACGACAGCAGCGAGAGCGGACGGACAAUGACGACUAAAGAGAAAUUCUGACGACGGCUACAAAAAGGCAGCGGGGCAAUGAGGAUGCGGGCAAUAGGCUUGGGGGUAUCUUGAGAGAUGCCGAUUUUUGUUGUUUUUUUUGUGUUACUACGUCGUCGAGUUGAGACACGUCUCCAAUAUCCGACGAGCACGGGGGACCCUUUUUGCGAAUGGCGUAGCCGGUUUAGCAUCAGUUUCUAUUUUCCAGCAUCAGGGAAGAAGACAAGCUUCUCGGUAAAUAGAAUCAAACAACAUGACAGACACAGUCCAGCAUUCAGCAUUUAGUGACAGUGUGCAACUUUUCCGUUUCGAAGCCGAUCCCCCCCAAGCUAUGGUGCAGAAUACGCAGCGCACUCAUGUAGUACUACAUUGAGGAUCUAGGAGAAGGCAUGGAGAGCCAGGUAUCAUAGAG